This is a messenger RNA of Moesziomyces antarcticus, 768 nucleotides long. RefSeq lists its product as uncharacterized. The transcript has 2 exons. The record is from RefSeq and is a predicted model, not a curated record. NCBI's taxonomy places the organism in Eukaryota, Fungi, Basidiomycota, Ustilaginomycetes, Ustilaginales, Ustilaginaceae. Bases 1 to 768 code for a protein of 255 amino acids.
AUGGCACCGAGCGCACUGGUCCCCGGAUCUGGCCUCAGCGCCACUCCGAUUCCAUCUUCAGGCCCCGCGUGGCACGUGCUCAGGAGAGCCAGCUCUUCGUCGUCCUCGUCCAACUCAACCGCUGACGGAGCAGGCUACCAGGUACUGCGCAUCUCGCCAAUGAUGAACGAGCGCGGCGAUUUCAAUGGCACCUGCACCAAGGAAGAGGUCAUGACGAUCACACCAGAGACGCCAGAUGGCUCCUGCUCGUCGUACUUUGCCGACGUUACCGACUACUGCUGCGCCGCAGUGGGAGGCAUCUACAAUGCAACGUUCCAAGCAGUCGGCCUGCCAGAUGCACAGGCAAUGGCGCUCGACCAUCCCAUCUGCGCCACGUCCAACUACGCAGACAAGUCGCACUGCUCUUCCACCACUCCAGUACCGUAUGGCGUCUGCAACAGGAACGGUCCAGACACCAGCCGGACUGUCCAGCAAGCAACCUCGUCAGCAGCUACGAGUCACCCUGGAACUGCUUGGCGCUGGGCGGCUGUGGUGACCGCCACCUUGGCCUGCGCUGCGAUUCAAAGCAUGGUGAGUCUCAUGUGGUGUCCAUCCAUGCUCGCCGAGAUCCUCGCUGACAGUCUGAUCCACCCGCCUCUCGUCCUCCCUUUCGCCCUCUAUUCCAGGCCUAGCUCGCACGAGUCAUUUCGGCAGACUAUGACCUCGGUCAUGAUACCCCGCCGACUCGACACCCGACCGCGUGGAACGAAAUGGACCAUUAACCUGUAA